Molecule: messenger RNA, 6616 nt
Organism: Macrosteles quadrilineatus (aster leafhopper)
Lineage: Eukaryota; Metazoa; Arthropoda; Insecta; Hemiptera; Cicadellidae
Product: disks large homolog 5-like
Exons: 30
Coding region: 337-5322 (1661 amino acids)
Molecular function (GO): protein binding
Source: RefSeq, a predicted model, not a curated record
AAUGCAUUUUAGGUUUUAGAUUUAGGCAGAAAAUGAGAAAAUAGAGAAAGUGUCUGUUUGGUUUACGCGAGUUGAGAACGUAGGCCUAUAAGUGUUGACGUAAUUUGUUUUUUAGCUGUAGAAGGACGAACACCUCUCCAUAGUUUCUGUAAUAAUAAUUAAACAGUGUUUGAUUUGAGAUUAACAUUCAGAACAUUGUUUCCAGUAACAAUUCAAAGUGGAAUUAUGAACAGACUCAUUAUUUCACGAUUUUUUGAGAGACGAUUGCAAAGUGUCAAACGUUUAAACGUCAUUUUACGUAAUCAGUGCUAAUGGAAUUAAAGUAAACAUCACAAAAUGGCUUCGGGAAAUAGUUCCAUGGACGGUAGUAUCAACAAUGACACCAUGUCCCGCUCGUACGGAGGAGGGUCGGGUGAGCGAGGACGGGACAGAGAUUACGACACUAUGAAACAACAAUGUGAGAAAACUACCAGUGAACUGCAACUGCUCAGGAGACAGCACAGUGAGACAGUGCGCAGAUGUGAACACACCAUGAAGGACCUGGAGUACUACAGAGGACAACACCACGCAGCAAUGACACAGUUGGAGGCUGCGGCUGCGGAGACAUCCACUCUGCGCAACAAGUACGCAGACCUGGCUACAGACAAGCAGCGGCUGGAGAGAGAACUGUCGGAUAUGAGGGCUCACCACCAGGAUGGCAACUUGGCGGAGGCUGGAAACACUGACACCAUCAACCAACACUUUAUGACGAUGAGAAGCAAGUACGAGGCAGUCAAGGAGGAGUACGACUCGCUGCGGAAACGCUACGACGACCUCAUAACAUCUCACUCAUCUACUGUGGACAAACUAGAGCUGGCUCAGGAGGAGAUGGGUAGGAUGAAGAAGAAGUGUGAGGAGAUGAUACAAGAGCGCAACGUAGCCAUCAGAGAACGUAACGGACUGAAGCAGCAGUGUACAGCAGCUAUACGACAGUGGGACAUCGCUUUGAGGGAACGCAACGAGUACCAGGAAGCCCUUACCAAGGUUAACUUGACUGUGCAGCAGCAGCACGAGGAGGCGGUGAAGGAGAUCAACCAGGCGAUGGCUGUGCGGAUGAAAGCCAACAAGGAUCUGAAGCGGUUGACAGAGGAGCGCAACGCAGCGAUGCAGGAGUAUUCGCUAGUGAUGAGUGAGAGAGACAGUGUACACAAGGAGAUGGAGAAACUGACUGAAGACCUGACGCAGGCGUACAAGAAAUGCAAGGCACUGGAGAUGCAGACUAAGGAGAUGAUGGAUGAGAAAACCGCACUGACAUACCACAUGGAGACGCUGAAGAGAGAGAUCCAGUCCGCACUGCAUGACAGAGACAAGGCGUUAAAGGAGUGUUACGAUCUUCAAGAGAGGUUCGGAGAGUUCACAGCCAAGGAGGAGUCGCAGAGAGAAGGCUACAAGUCCAGGUUCGAGUACGCCUACAACAGGGAGAGGGAUGUUGGUGUGAAAGACCCUCAUGAGCUGCAGCCAACCACGAUGGAUCUGUUGGGUAAAUGUCACAAGGAGAGGAUGGACAAUCUGGACCAGGCCAACCAGGAGUUGGACAAGCUGCGCAAACAUGCUGAUAAACUACAGGCUGAGUUGCAAGAGGCUCUCCAAGAAGCAGAGGUUAGUAAGCGGAGGCGAGACUGGGCAUUCAGCGAGCGGGACAAGAUUGUGCUGGAGCGGGAGAGUAUCCGCUCACUGUGUGAUCGACUGCGACGUGAGCGUGACAGAGCAGUGUCGGACUUGGCUGAGGCGUUGCGGGACAGCGACGACAUCAAGAAACAGCGCAAUGAAACCACCAAAGAACUCAACGUGCUUAAAGAGAAGAUGGAGGCGCAGUUAGAGAAGGAGAGUCGCAUGUUACAGCUGCAUGCGACCAGUCACAACUACAGCCACGACUCAGCUAUAGACACGGACCUGCAGGAGUGGGACACUGAAGUGCUCGACAUUGACUUGGGAGAUCUAGCCUCAGACGAGGACCUAGGUCUAGACCUGAUCGGAGGCAGGGAUGAUCCUCAGUAUCCUAAUGACAGUGGUAUCUAUGUGUCGAGAGUGGCCAAGGGGAGCAUUCUUGACGGAAAGCUCAGACCAAACGACUGCAUAAUCCGAGUGAACAACCUUGACUGCAGCAGUGUCAGCAAGCGGGUGGUGUUGGAGACCGUGAGGUCUAGUGGAGGCACUGCCAUCAUAGUGGUGAGACGACGUAGAGUGGGCGGACGGACUCUCUACACCACUCAGUUGCAGCUGAACAACUAUGAGCAUGGCCUGACACUGGAGACUGGCAUCUACAUAUCUAAGAUCAGCCCAGGGUCUUUGGCUGCCAAGGAGGGUAACUUGGCUGUCGGUGACAGAGUGCUCAGUAUCAACAACAAGACGAUGGAUGGUCUGAAGAGUGCCAGAGAUGCGAUGGCUAUUCUCCACGAGCCCAGUGAUGUGCUGAUGAUCACAACACUCAAGUGGGGGAGUGGCAGUGGAUCGAUGGACUACAAGAAAACUCUGCACGCCUCCACACAGACGGAGAGUCUGCUGCGAGACAACAUGAACCCAGUCCAAGUGAGAUAUUCGCCCAAGCACGACGCUCCGCCAGUGUUCAAGUGGAGCAGACGAGCCAACAACAAGUGUACUGUCAACCGCAACUCAUCACCUGUCACCUUCGAACAAGAACAAGUCGAUGCCAUCGCAGAACUGGACAGUGUCAUAGAGAGCUACCAUCCGCGAAUACAUCGGAGGGAGAAGAAGAACAUAGAGAAGAAUGGUGGCACUUGGCCGAAAGCUAGAGUCGGCCCAGUGAUAGAACAUGCAACGGGAACGAUUGUUCAUCCCCGCAAGAACAAAGAACGGCUCCCGUUGUCCGUCCUGCUCAACAACAGCCCAUCGUACACUCUGCCGCCGUGCUGUAACGAGCAGUCUCGUCGCAGCGUCAUGACGCCGUCCGACGCCAGCAUCGAUCUGUCGGUCAAGUCCGGAAACAUUGGUAAGGAGCUGUUGGAAUACUACGUGAAGAAGCGGCCUAAGUAUCCGACGACGGAGGCGGAAAGUAGCGCGGAGCACAGCCGCAUCCACUCUCAGCUGUACGGGUCUCCUCACUACCCGUUCACUCCCUUCCUACACUCACAUCCUCCACACUCUCAUACUACGCCUCCCCUACGCUACCCACUCCCUUCCUCCCAGAGUGGUGACUCCGUCAACUCUAGAUCAUUCAGCUUUGAGCCGUCCUUCACUCAGUUCCACCACACACACUCGCCCUCAGUAGACUCCCAUUAUCACAAGAACGCUCGGUCCAUCCCCUCCGCCCACUCCCACCCCGGCUACGAACACGAGAACUACACCUACGAGGGUGGCACCUUUCCUCGCAAGAAAGAAAACCAGCGAUUUAGAAUACCCUCCAAUCCAAGUGUCACCAGUAAGAGUAGCGGAGGCAAAGUGUCCACAGGUAGCAUAGAGAAAGCAUCAGACCGCGGCAGUCCGAUGCCCACCUUCCAUGUAGAAGUGCUGAGCCCCGGUCUGCGUCAGAAUAAAAGGAACUCCUUGCCAGACUACACCUGGUCCCAUCACAAACCGUCGCCAGGUGAACUGCGCCGUGUUCACAUUGACAAGUCAGUAGAGCCUCUGGGCAUCCAGAUCUCCUGUCUGGAGAAGAGUGGAGGAGUGUUUGUGUCUACAGUGAGUGAGCACAGUCUGGCCUCUCAAGUGGGAUUGCAGGUUGGAGACCAGCUGUUAGAAGUGUGUGGUAUCAACAUGCGUAGUGCUACUUACCAACUAGCUGCCAGUGUGUUGCGUCAGUGUGGCAACUCUAUCACAAUGCUUGUCCAGUACGCUCCCGACAAGUACCAAGAGCUGGAGGGAGCGACCAGUUCCAGUAGUGGAGGUCACACAAGGUCAGGGUCACCUACACCUCGUAACUCUCCUCGGACUACACGCAAGUCUGCUACAGCACAACUGACUCAACAUCAGCUGACACAAGCCAUCACUACCAUACAACGCCAGCACCACACUGCUGAAAGAGGUGAUGAUGGUGUCAAGUCCCCGGUGUACGACCCUCGCUAUCUCAUGAUAGAGACACACAAGUGCAGCAACCUGGGCAUCAGCCUGGUGGGAGGCAAUGCGGUGGGGAUAUUUGUACACAGUGUGCAAGUCAACUCUCUUGCCUACAACUCUGGCCUCAGGACCGGUGACCAGAUUCUGGAGUACAAUGGGACAGAUCUCCGCCAAGCCACGGCAGAAGAAGCUGCCUACGAACUGGCCAAACCAGCUGACAAAGUCACUGUUCUAGCUCAGUACAACAUUGAUCGUUACAAUGACAUAAAGGACAAGCCGGGGGACAGCUUCUACAUCAGAGCGUUGUUUGACCGACUUGACGAGGUGACGGACAGUUUACAGUUGAGGUUCCGCAAGGAUGACGUGUUGUAUGUGGACAACACAAUGUUCAACGGAGUGCCUGGACACUGGCGCGCUUGGCUGGUGGACGAGGACGGUAACAGACAACAGUGCGGCAUCAUACCCAGCAAGUACAAGGUUGAAGAAGAGCUCUUACGGAGGCGAAGUUUAGGUGAUCUUGAAGGGGAUGCCAGGAGAGCGACCAGAAGGAGCUUUUUUCGUCGCAAGAAACACCAGCGAAGUGACUCAAAAGAGCUUGCCAGCUUCUCAAACAUCAACCUAGGCUGGUACAGUGACUCUGGCACACUCAAUGAGGACACUGCGCUGUCGUCCUACCAGAGGGUGACCAGGCUCAAUGCAGAGCCAGUGUACAGGCCAGUGCUGAUUGUGGGCCCACUCAGUGACUGUGUGACAGAGAAACUGAUCCAGGAUUUCCCCGAUGUGUUCACCCGGCUGAUACCAGAAGUGAUGCAUUGUAGUCAAGCCACCAUGGAGAAGGGGAUAUCAGACAACUUGUUUGUUGACUACAGAAAGAAGGGCAGCUUCUUUGAGUGCACCUCGGUAUCUGCUAUCAAAGACAUCAUGUGUGACAAGCGUUGCCACUGUGUGAUAGAUAUCGCUCUGUCGUCUGUCGAGAGAUUACACAGACACCAGGUGUAUCCGAUUGUGCUGCUUAUCAAGUUCAAGUCCACCAAGCAGAUAAAGGAGGUGAAGGACACACGCUACCCUCCAGAUAAGGUGACGGCCAAGGCUGCCAAAGAGAUGUAUGAACACGCCUUGAAGCUAGAGUCCGAGUACAAGCACCACAUCUCAGCUGUGAUACCAGCAGGAGUGAAUGUCGCGUACAUGUGUACACAGAUCAAGGCAGCUGUGGAUAUGGAGCAGAACAAGACACUAUGGGUGCCCUGUCCCGACCGCUCUACCAUUUGACCUAGCGCCUCCUCCCUGACCAUAUAGUCCACCACUAGUUGUUACUUUGAUUUAGCUUAGGAAGGGUGCAGUUAACCACUAUUGUUAUUUGUUGUAGCCGAAUUGUACAUAUCACAUCUUUGAUUGAGGGAAGUGUUGGUUUGUAUAUUUUGCACGUUAAUUGGACGUUUGUGAGACAUGGUUUUAAAUUUUAACAGCUGCUACCAAUGGUUGUGUUAUGUAAAUUGUUGAAAUUUUGUGAGGGGAAAUAGUACUGUAGUUUUUUUGUAAUUUUAAUGUCUAUCACUCAAAUAUGUUUGAAUAAAUGUAAAUAAAGUUUGUAUAGAAACAUUCAGUCCCUGACUUAGGCCUUAAAUUGUUUCCCAGGAAGGGUUUAUGAGCUAGAUUUUCUACCACGUUUAUACUAAGUGUGUACGGGUUACGUCUUUAUGUCACUGGUUUCCUGGCUUUGGAUGUUGUAUACUUUUUUAGACAAAUCUAAUUUUUAUAAGUCUGAAUUACCUUGAAAAUUGAUUUUUUAAUUUUUAUUUUAAAGAAAAACUUUAUUUUAAAUACUUUUGUAACCUAAAAAAAGUGAUAGAGAUGUUGUGAUGAUACUGUUUUAAAUGUAAGACUUUUUAGGCAGCUUAAUACAUAUUUGUGGUACACUGAAGCAUUCGUCUAGUUAUGUGCUUUAAGAAUUUCAACUUAAUGUUGGCCCUUGUUUUUUAUUGAUACCAGCUGUACAUAAUAAUGUAAAUAAUAUUAGUGUUACAAUUUUGUAUGUUUGAUAAUAGGGCAAUACAAUAAAAUAUCCAAUCUUUAGGGAUGAUAUUAAGAAUAAGCUUGAUAUAAAUAAUAUUUUGUAUUUUUGUGGUAUUAAAUUUGUGAGUUAAGUUUGCACUUUAGUUGGUGUCUAUACCUUACUUAGCACACAUACUUUAACCCACAUAGUAGGUAGAGUAUUUUUAAAAAUAUUUUAAAUCAACGAAGUAUUGAUAGUCUAGCCUUCUACUACGGUUGUGCAAUAUGUAAUCUGUAACGUAACAAUAAUAUUUGUGAAAAAUUACCUAGCAAUAUUAGAAACUUACUAUUACUCAUUUUCUAGUUACAUUUUUAUUUUUGAGUUUGAUUUUUAAAACUUAGACUUUUCUGUAGUUUCUUGCUUUGGUUUCAUUAUUUACUUCACAAGAUUACUUCACAAUUUUUAACACACUUUUUUGUAAUAUAGGGUGCAUAUCUAGUCUUAUCUUCUGUAUUUUCUGUUGUAUAUUGUAUUGUUUACUGCUUAUACACGUUAUAUAGAAAUAUAUAU